AUGAUCUCCGCGGUGUCCAGCCCGUGGCUCACGCAGCUCUCGCACUUCUGCGACGUUGCAGCCUUCACGGCCAGCAGCCUGAGCGGCCUGGGGGCGGCGGGGGGCUUCCCGGGCGCCGCGUCGCCGGGCGCCGACCCGUACGGCCCGCGCGAGCCCCCGCCGCCGCGCUACGAGCCGUGCGCCGCCGCCGCCCCCGGCGCCCCGGGCCCGCCGCACGCCUACCCGUUCGCACCGGCCGCCGGGGCCGCCACCAGCGCCGCUGCCGAGCCUGAGGGCCCCGGGGCCAGCUGCGCGGCCGCCGCCAAGGCGCCGGUGAAGAAGAACGCGAAGGUGGCCAGCGUGAGCGUGCAGCUGGAGAUGAAGGCACUGUGGGACGAGUUCAACCAGCUGGGCACCGAGAUGAUCGUCACCAAGGCCGGCAGGCGCAUGUUCCCCACCUUCCAAGUGAAGCUCUUCGGCAUGGACCCCAUGGCCGACUACAUGCUCCUCAUGGACUUCGUGCCCGUGGACGACAAGCGCUACCGGUACGCCUUCCACAGCUCAUCCUGGCUGGUGGCCGGGAAGGCAGACCCCGCCACGCCUGGCCGCGUACACUACCACCCCGACUCACCGGCCAAGGGGGCACAGUGGAUGAAGCAAAUCGUCUCCUUCGACAAACUCAAGCUGACUAACAACCUGCUGGACGACAAUGGCCAUAUUAUUCUCAACUCCAUGCACAGAUACCAGCCACGCUUCCACGUGGUCUAUGUGGACCCACGCAAAGACAGCGAGAAAUACGCUGAGGAGAACUUCAAAACCUUUGUGUUUGAGGAGACACGCUUCACUGCGGUCACUGCCUACCAGAACCACCGGAUUACCCAGCUCAAGAUCGCCAGUAACCCUUUCGCCAAAGGUUUCCGAGACUGCGACCCCGAGGACUGGCCCCGGAACCAUCGGCCCGGCGCGCUGCCGCUCAUGAGCGCCUUUGCGCGCUCGCGGAACCCCGUGGCCUCCCCCACACAGCCCAACGGCGCGGAGAAAGACGCGGCCGAGGCCCGGCGAGAAUUCGAGCGCGACGCGGGCGGCCCGGCCGUGCUCGGGGACCCGGCGCACCCGCCGCAGCUGCUGGCGCGGGUGCUGAGCCCCGCGCUGCCCGGGUCCGGCGUCCCGCUGCCCGGCGCGCCCGGAGGUCGGCCCAGCACCCCGCACCCCGAGCUGCGCCUGGAGGCGCCCGGCGCGUCGGAGCCGCUGCACCACCACCCCUACAAGUACCCGGCCACUGCCUAUGACCACUACCUCGGGGCCAAGAGCCGGCCAGCGCCGUACCCGCUGCCGGGCCUGCGUGGCCACGGCUUCCACGCGCACGCGCACCCGCACGCGCACCCGCACCACCACCCCGCCGUGAGCCCCGCAGCCGCCGCGGCCGCGGCCGCCGCGGCCGCCGCCGCCAGCAUGUACUCAUCGGCCGGGGCCGCGCCGCCCGGCUCUUACGACUACUGCCCCAGAUAA
Molecule: messenger RNA, 1488 nt
Organism: Mesoplodon densirostris (Blainville's beaked whale)
Lineage: Eukaryota; Metazoa; Chordata; Mammalia; Artiodactyla; Ziphiidae
Gene: TBX1
Product: T-box transcription factor 1
Exons: 7
Coding region: 1-1488 (495 amino acids)
Biological process (GO): regulation of transcription by RNA polymerase II; positive regulation of DNA-templated transcription; cell fate specification
Cellular component (GO): nucleus
Molecular function (GO): DNA-binding transcription factor activity, RNA polymerase II-specific; RNA polymerase II cis-regulatory region sequence-specific DNA binding
Source: RefSeq, a predicted model, not a curated record